GUUGGGCAGAUGUCAGGAGUAGCCGGUGGAGGAACUAAGAAAAGCAGCAGCAGAUCAGUAGCAACAAAAACUCUUAUCAUACAGGAGUAUAAGCGGCGGUUACGCGACAACAUACGAUCCCUCAAUGACAACUUCAUCAACAUCCUUAAUGCUACGAAGGUUAGAGCGUGUGACGAGCUGCUGAAAUUGACCAACGACUUGAAAGAAUUCCUCAUUUUACAUGACUUCAAUUUCCUGACCCAUGCUAUAAAAUCUGCGGAGGAAGAAUGUGAUAAAAAGAUGAAAGCACAAAUUCAAAAACACAAUGCUCUACGAUUGGAUGUGUCAAAUUUGCUCAUCGAUAUGGAUAAAGAAAUAAUGGAGCAUUUCACUUUCCGUCAUUAGUA
Messenger RNA from Cylicostephanus goldi, 386 nucleotides. NCBI's taxonomy places the organism in Eukaryota, Metazoa, Nematoda, Chromadorea, Rhabditida, Strongylidae. The record is from the annotation of a GenBank genome assembly.